AUGGCGACUCCAGAAGAGGCAGAGAGAAUUGUCAAGGAGGUGACGGAAUAUUAUGGAUAUCUGGACCAUGACAUGAUGAACGAUAUCGGUCGUUUCAACGCCGACUAUCGUCGAAGGAUUGAUGAAAACUGGCUCAAGAUGGAGAACGCCGCAUCGCAUUCCAUCAAAGUUUUAGCAAGAAACAUCUACGGUAGCGGUGCUAGAUUCGUGUUCGAGCUUCUCCAAAAUGCCGAAGACAACAGCUUUAGAAAGGCUGAUAAGAAGAAGGACCCCCCGUUUAUCUCCUUCCAGGUUCACCCGAAACGUAUUGUUGUCGAAUGCAACGAGGACGGGUUCACUAGUUUGGAUCUCAAGGCGAUAUGCUCCGUCGGAGAAAGCACCAAGACUGCGAAACAUGGAUACGUGGGUGCCAAAGGAAUUGGUUUCAAAUCUGUCUUUAUCGCUGCAUCCCGCGUGCAUAUCCAGUCCGGAAACUACUCGUUUGAGUUCCGACAUAACAGGAACGACCCGGGCCUCGGUAUGGUGAGACCCAUCUGGGUGACGCCGACGGAAACAAUUCCUAGUCCCCUCACUCGCACGACACUUUAUUUGCAUGACAAAGGUAAUAAGGAUGAGAUAAAGCAUCUUAAAACGGUUAUUUCCAUGCAGUUUGACGAACUCCAAGAGACUUGUCUCCUUUUCCUACGAAAAAUAGGCAGGAUUAGUGUCGCCUUUUAUGAUGGACAAGGAAAUCUUCGGCGUUCGAAGCAGUUUACGAAGAAGAGGAUCGACGACUAUCGUGUCUCUUUAGAAACAACGGUAUUUUCAGGGGACAAAGCAACUACGACAAGUCAGAUAUAUCACAUUACGAAGCAGUUAGCUACGGGUCUAGCGCAGAGUGAGAGUCGCGAUGCUGCUGCUACUGAAGAGGCACGGAGAAGUCUCACCUCCGCGGAAGUUGUCUUGGCCUUUCCACUGAAAAGUGAUUACCAGCCUUGCAUUUCUACAAGAAGACAAGAACUCUUUGCCUUUCUGCCCCUCAGGACUUCGGACUGCAAGUUUCACAUCCAGUCGGACUUUGAUACGAACGCCAACCGGCAGGAUAUUGUGACUACGACAAGGAGAAACUUGGAUAUUCGUGAUUGUAUUGCCAAGACAUUUCUGAAGGCAGUGUUGGAAUUUAACCAACAUCCUAUUCUUUGCUAUAGAUGGCCACUAUUUCUCCCGGUGCAGGAUAGUGGGCAUGACUCGUUCUGGUCCGGACUAAAUGCCAAGAUUCUAUCUCUGGUUCAGGAUACUCCUAUUCUAAGAUCGAGGAAUAAGAGUGACUUGCGUCUGAUUAGCGAAGUCGUGAUAGCCUCGGAUGGCAUGACCGACGAUGGAGGCAUACUCUUACUCGAUGAUCCCGUCAAGGACCCAUUCGUCUCGGCCAAGUACCCGUCCAAGGUGACUAAGCAUUUGAAACCUUACGGACUAAGGGUAGCAUCAGCGCCUCUAUUUGUCAAUCUACUGAAAAGAGAUCUAAACCAGCAUAAUUCCAAAAUGCGCGCUAAUACAACUGCUGAUGAGUGGCAUUCCUCAGUAGCUCGGAUGUGUUCCAAGAUAUUUGACAACGGCUGGAAUGGAACCGCAUUGCUUGAGUCACUUGAAGUUCUACCGCUGAGGAACGGUCACUGGAAAGCUUCUACGUCAGGCCCGUUCUAUUUUCCAAUGACAGGGGAUACGGAAAUCCCUAACGGCUUAGGCCUCAAAGUGAUCAGUAAAUCUGCCACUAACAACCCAGACCGGAGGGAGCUUUUUCAGCAUCUCGGGGUAACAGAGGCUACACAUGAAAGAGUUCGAUCCACAAUAUUCUCUUCUUUCAUUGAUCGGCCAACCAUGACGUUUCGUUUCACUUUUGACUGUCUCCGCUACUUGUUUCUAACACACUCACGUUCUAAGCACAAACGUGAAAGCUACAAGAGUAUACGGCUUUUCACCGAAGAAUACGAGUUGCAUCCAACUCACAGCCAGAUUAUUUAUCUGCCUGGAGAUGAGUACCCUUUCAGUCCCGCCAGCCUUUUGAGGAAUGCCCCUGUGCCGCCAAACUUUCCUGUCUACUUUCUACGCCUCGGGUAUCUCUCUAUCGAAUCAAAGGAUCAGGAUUUUUCCUUGUGCUCUUACAAACGAUGGCUCUGCGACUUUAUCGGCAUACACGAGAGGCUUAAAAUCUUGUCAACCAACCAAAAUGAGUUAUCACAGCCUUUUCAGUACGUCCUCACGCAUCGCCCAGCCAGGUUCCUCGGUCUUUUCGAACAUCUUUGGCUGCUAGAAGGAAAAGAAGUAUUGAAACACCAAACUGUUGUGUCUCAGAUAAAAAAAGUCCCUGCAAAGGAGCUUUGCAAAGUUACAUUUUCCACGAACCUCGAAAAUACCUGGCUUCCUCUACCGGAGCUUAAGGAUUGUGCUCGCCGGUACAUGGAGCAACCAGAGCAGUUUCUUUUCCUUAGUCUUGAAGAUGAUCGCAAUGAUGAACAAAUUGGCUCAAAGUGGAAUUUCUUGACUAAAUACUUUAGUGUUGGAAAGUCUAACGACUUGGAAUUCCUUCUCGAAAUACUCUACUGCAUCCGGAGGUCUUGCACAAUCCCGUUGUCUACUCUUCAAUCACAAAGGGUUUUGGAGCUAUACAUAGCCAUCUACGCCAAGCUUUGUGUCUCUUUGGUACCGAGUGUAACUCGGACAACAAUUAAAGAGGCCUUUGAAUGCUUUGGUGGCGACUCCAUCCUCGUAUCAUACGAUGAUGAGGACCAGUCAAUGUGGUCAGAGCCUGGAAUUUGUGUCUGGGAUGGGCCAUCUGAUCUGGUCUCUGUCUAUUCCCUAAAGUCGGAAUACAAGAGAAGAGGUUUGAGUAAUGAAGACCUCGGCAACAUUGGAAAGCUAUUUGUUGGUACAUUGGGCGUACGCAACAUAUCGGCUGAGCGUAUUGUGUCGGAACUCAAGUGCCAUUGGAACAGCUGUGCAGAUGAGGAGGACGAGGGCCACAUUUUGAGCCUCUACGAAUAUUUGCAUAAGAGGCUCAAAUCACGCCUAGAAGCUUCAUUUGAAGAAUCUCCACCCAUAUUUUUGAAGCAGCAAGAUGGACCAAAAUGGUACAAGACCUCUGACUGUUUGUGGUCUAGCACAGCGCCAAUCCGCGGUAAAGUCACGCUUGAUGAGACUUACGAGGACCUCAAAGCACUUUUCGUGGGAAAGCUUGGCGUCAAAUCGCUCACAAUGCAGAUGGUCUACGAUGAGCUGCGACAGUCUCCUGAAAGUAGCAUAGAAGACAUCAAGGUUGCUCUAUUCUCUUUCAACGACUUCCUUCAAAGCGAAAUUGGCAAUUGGGAUCCAGAGCCUAUCAAAAUAGCAAAGAUAUUUCCUGUCGUCUAUCCUGAUGGGACUACCUCAUUGCGGUCCAUGGAUGUGGAAUUUGCAAUAGCAGAUCGGGAUAACCUACGUUCUAAGUUCUCUGGCAAGAUUGCUCUUCUGGACUUUGACUUAGAGGAUGUACAUCGACUAAGACCAUUAUUUACCUGGCUGAAGAUUCAACAGCGAUACCCAUCUACGUGUGUCGUUGAAAGAACAGGAAUUUCAGGGGAUUCAAGGCUGCCGAUCUCUUCACCCAAAAGAGACUUGUCUCUCAAAGCCUAUCAAAUAUGCCGAGUCGCGGCCACAUUCAGGAGUCCGCGCUUCCAACAUGGUGAACGGGAUCUUUACAACCAGCUGCGUGCUAUGAAGGUCUUGGAGGUUGAAGGGAUCUUCUCUGUUCUGAGACUGAGUCAGAAUGGCAGAAACUAUGAAGCGACACUCUCGACAGCCAGUGAGCAUAUUGAUGAGCCAGCUGGAAAUCUUACCAUCUACGUCCCACGGGAUCGAAGAGCGCAGGAAAUCUGUUUUGGAUCAGUCCUCCCUAGGAAGUUUGCAGCUUGGCUCAUGCGUAAUCCGCAUACUAAUAUUGAUGGCAAUGUGGAGGUCGAUACCAUCAACGCCCUCACUUCGAUUUUCGCCAGCGACCGUGCCGUUUUGGACGAGAUUCUUCAAGAUCAGGGCAUGAUACAGUUGCAGUUUGAAGAUCCAGACGAACAUUUGAAUCAAGACGAAAUGGGCGAUGAACAGGGCCACGAUAUUCAUGCAUCUGAUUCGACCCCAGAUCCUGGUUAUGAGAUUUCUGACCUGGUUUUCACCCCAACUCAUUCAUCAGUGAACGAUCCGUCAAUUUUACCAUCGGCGGUGCCAGAUUCUGAAAUCGAAGAUGGGUCUUCGGAAACUGAAGAAGAGAUAGUCGAGAUCCAAAGUAGCACAUCCCAUGAAGUUCGUCGAGGCGAUGGAGGUAUUACAAGGCCCCUCCGUCAUCACUCACCUCAUGGCAGACCUUCCAGCCCAGAGCAGUUGAGUAUCCGCCGCCUAAUUCCUUCAUAUCCAGCUUCCCACGCGACCGAGGACCAGCGAUAUCGAACGAUCCUCGAAAGAGUCAUCGCGGCAGCUCGAUCUGCCAACUUUCCAUCGGGUGGAGCAUUUGACCUGAAUGGUCUGCGAGAUGCCUUACCUGACUUUGGGGAACUGAAUUCGUACCUGAGCUAUGAUGGGUUGGAUGUGUUGAGUAGGUUCCGAUCGACAAGCCAACUAGAACGCGAUAAGAAGAUCGGAGCCGCUGGAGAACUCUUCACAGCAGACCUUGUGUACCCGGAUACUCAAGGAGACCUGACACGCAUUUUGGCAGACGCCGAGAUUCUUACAGGCGAUUGGUCUACAAGACGGCCCAGAUACUACAUCGAGGUGAAGACAACGACUGGACCGUGCAGAACACCAUUCUAUAUGAGUGGAAACCAAUACCGACUGAUGGAACGUAUUCACUACAGUUCGGACUUUUCAGAAGUCUACAUCAUAUUCCGUGUUUAUUUCUUGCUUGAUAGGUCACAGAUUAGUUACUGUGUGUACCCUGAUCCAAAGCGACUUCAAGAUGAUGGGCGACUCAUUUUCACGGGAACUACAUGGUCAGUGACUCCUGGGCUACAACCAUAG
Messenger RNA from Fusarium mangiferae, 5019 nucleotides. RefSeq lists its product as uncharacterized. The coding region runs from base 1 to 5019 and encodes 1672 amino acids. The transcript has 8 exons. NCBI's taxonomy places the organism in Eukaryota, Fungi, Ascomycota, Sordariomycetes, Hypocreales, Nectriaceae. The record is from RefSeq and is a predicted model, not a curated record.